Aphis gossypii (cotton aphid) is the source of this 1941-nucleotide messenger RNA. RefSeq lists its product as uncharacterized. The transcript has 2 exons. The record is from RefSeq and is a predicted model, not a curated record. The coding region runs from base 1 to 1941 and encodes 646 amino acids. Lineage: Eukaryota; Metazoa; Arthropoda; Insecta; Hemiptera; Aphididae.
AUGAAGCGUGUUUACUUAUCUGGUGCUGCGAAAAGGAAGGCAAGUAAUGAAAAAAAACUAAAAGAAGAAAAAGGAAAACGUAGUUUAAAGGAUUUAGAUUGGUUUACAUCCAGUAAAACCUUGGUUCGAAAUAAUAUAAAUGAGCAAUGUGAUAUUGAUGACCCUAAGGUAUUAGAAAAUGAAAAAGCCAUCCAUGUAGAGGAGUCCAAAAAAUCUCUAAUUGACGAUAUAGUUGAAGAUGUACAAAUUAACGUGGAUAAAACUGUAGAAAAAGUUGAUAAACAUGUUAUUGAAAAUAUAACUCAUCCAAAAGCCAUUGUUGAAACCAUUUCUAACACACAAUUUGACACCAAGUUAAUGUUUAAAUUAAGUAACGAUCCAGCAACUUGGAAAAAACUUAGUUUGUUAGAUCGCGAUUAUUUAGCUGCAAUUGGUCCACCUACUAAGCCAUCAAAGUUUCCCCACGAUGAACACGAAAAUCGCUCUUUUCCUAUUUCAAUAUUCCAAAAAACUUUACCGAAUAAAGAAAUAGUACAACGCGACUGGCUUGUAUGGAGUACACUAAAAAAAGCUUUAUUUUGCUUUCCAUGUUGUCUUUUUUUAAGAGACGAUGAAUUUGAGCAGUCGGGUUUCUGUAGAAAUGGUAUUGGAAAUAACUGGAGGAAACUUUAUGACAAAAUCGAUCACCACGAAGGGAACAAAAAACACUUGGAAAAAUAUUUAUUAUGGAAAGUCUUGGUAGAAGCAAUAAAUGGUAGAAAAGGGAUCGACAAAGACAUGCAAGUUUCUAUUAACACAGAAAAAGAAAAAUGGAGAAAAAUCCUUCGUAUUUUGGUUAAUAUCACAAUGUUUUUAGCAGAAAAUAAUUUGCCAUUUAGAGGUAAACACUCGACUAUUGAUCAUGAUGACUGUGGGCUUUUUAUUUCAACUGUUAAGUUAGUUAGUCAAUACAGCGAAACAAUGAAAAAUCAUUUAGAUAAUAUUAAGGAAUAUCAAGAUAGUCAUAAAAAAAUGUCUACUCACUAUCUAUCUCCAAGAAUUCAAAAUGAGUUUUUGGAAAUUUGUGCUAAAAAAGUUCAACAAAAAAUUAUCGAAGAAAUAAAAAAAUGUCAGUAUUAUGCAAUAAUUGUAGACGGUACUCCAGACGUGUCACACAAGGAGCAAUUGGUGUUUGUUAUUAGAUAUGUUUUUGAAAACGGUGGAACUUGGGAUAUACAAGAACGAUUUCUAACAAUGGUUGAUUAUGAAAAAAAAACAGGAACUGAUAUUGCAAACAAAAUUAAAGAAAUUUUGGACGAAUGUAAUUUAGAUUUAGCAUUGUGUAGGGGUCAAGGGUAUGAUAAUGCAUCAAACAUGUCUGGCAAAUACAAUGCCCCAAGUCGAUGGAAGAUACUUAAAGAAACUGCUCAUCUUUCACUGCAUUCAAUAUCAACCACUAGAUGGAGUGCCAGAAUUGAUGCUGUUCGUCCAUUAUCUAAAAAUUAUUCAGGUAUUCUAAGUUCACUUAUUCGUGUUAAAAAUGAAAUUAUUCUACCAGCUGACAAUUAUGCAGAAGCUAUUGGUCUAAUUGCAUGGUUACAUUCUUUUGAAUUUAUAUUGUUAACAACUAUCUGGUACAAGGUUCUUCAAUGUAUUGAUGACCGCAAUAAAGUUCUUCAGAGCAAAAAUCUUUCAAUGGAUGAAAGUUCUAUGCAUUUUCAACAAUUAGCUACAGAAAUUCAACAGAUAAAAGAUUCUUGGAAUGAUUUAUUACUGGAAUCAAAAUCAGUAGCUUCUACUUUGAAUUUAACAACAGAAUUUAAAAUAACUUCAAGAGUUCGAAGAAAAAAACAUUUUCAUGAUGAUAUUUUAGAUGAUGAACAGCCUUUCCGAGAUAUAGAAAAUAAAUUUAAAGUUGAAGUGUUCAUAACCGCAUUAGAUAGAGUUUUUUUCAGAUAUUGA